Molecule: messenger RNA, 834 nt
Organism: Sphenostylis stenocarpa
Lineage: Eukaryota; Viridiplantae; Streptophyta; Magnoliopsida; Fabales; Fabaceae
Source: the annotation of a GenBank genome assembly
AUGGCUGCCACAUUCUUCUCUCAAUUGUCUCUUCUUCAAGCGAACAACCCUUAUCCUUCUUCUCUCUCUCCUCGCAUCCCUCAUUCUCUUGCCAACCGUAUCAAACCCUCCUCCCUCGGGGUGGUUUCUGUGGGCAAAAGAGCAAUAGGGGUGGUGCCAAAGGCUGCUCUGAAUGCCUUGGAAACUAAUUCGGAUUUCCCCAUUUCGGCUAAGAAGUUCAACGACAACCCCAUUGUUGUUAUUGAUAACUAUGACAGCUUUACCUAUAAUCUUUGCCAGUAUAUGGGGGAGUUAGGAUUUCACUUUGAGGUCUACCGCAAUGAUGAGUUGACAGUGGAGGAGUUAAAAAGGAAAAAUCCUAGAGGAGUGCUGAUAUCACCCGGACCAGGGGAACCUCAAGAUUCUGGCAUAUCUUUGCAAACAGUUUUGGAGCUUGGACCAACUGUACCUUUGUUUGGUGUGUGCAUGGGUUUGCAGUGCAUUGGUGAGGCUUAUGGAGGGAAGAUUGUUCGUUCUCCUUAUGGUGUCAUGCAUGGAAAAAGUUCCUUGGUUUACUAUGAUGAGCAAGGAGAAGAUGGAGUACUUGCUGGACUGUCAAAUCCUUUCUUGGCUGGUAGAUAUCACAGCCUUGUAAUUGAGAAAGAGAGUUUUCCUGAUGAACUUGAGGCAACAGCCUGGACAGAAGAUGGUCUAAUAAUGGCUGCUCGCCAUAAGAAAUAUAAGCAUCUACAGGGAGUUCAGUUUCAUCCUGAGAGCAUCAUAACUCCAGAAGGCAAGAAAAUUGUCCACAAUUUUGUCAAGCUUAUUGAGAGAAUGGAGGCUGGUGGUUCUUGA